AUGAGAAAUUGUACAAUAACAACAUUCAUCUUGCUGGGACUGACUGAUGACCCACAACUGAAGGUUCUAGUUUUCAUCUUUCUGUUUCUUACCUACCUGUUGAGUGUGACUGGAAACCUGACCAUUAUCCUCCUCACCCUCAUAGAUAGCCAUCUUAGAACAGCCAUGUACUUUUUUCUACAAAAUUUCUCCUUCUUAGAAAUCUCAUUCACAACUGCUUGCAUUCCUAGAUUUUUGUACAACAUAUCAACUGGUGACAAAAUCAUUACCUAUAAUGCUUGUGCUAUUCAAAUAUUUUUUACUUACCUUUUUGGCAUAACGGAAUUUUUUCUCCUGGCCACAAUGUCCUUUGACCGCUACGUGGCUAUCUGUAAACCCUUGCAUUACAUGACUAUCAUGAGCAACAGAGUCUGCAACAGGCUUCUCAUCAGUUGUUGGACGGUUGGUUUGUUAAUCAUAAUCCCUCCACUUAGCCUUGGUCUAAGCCUGGAAUUCUGUGACUCUAAUGUCAUCGAUCAUUUUUUCUGUGAUGCCACCCCCCUCCUAAAGAUCUCAUGCUCUGACACGUGGCUUAUAGAGAAAGUUAUUUUAGUGUGUGCUGUGUUGACUUUCAUCAUGACCCUUUUGUGUGUACUUCUAUCCUAUAUUUAUAUCAUCAUGACCAUUCUAAGAUUUCCUUCUGUUCAGCAAAGGAAAAAAGCCUUUUCCACCUGUUCGUCCCACAUGAUUGUGGUUUCUAUUACCUAUGGCAGCUGCAUCUUCAUGUAUGUCAAACCAUCAACAAAGGAAGAGGUGGCGCUUAAUAAAGGUGUGUAUUUGCUCAUAUCUUCUAUAUCACCUAUGUUGAACCCAUUUAUUUACACCCUAAGAAAUAAGCAAGUGAAAAAAGCUUUCAUUGACUCAAUCAAAAGAAUUGCAUUUCUCUCAAAGAAGUAA
This is a messenger RNA of Chrysochloris asiatica (Cape golden mole), 936 nucleotides long. Its product is annotated as olfactory receptor 6C2-like. The coding region runs from base 1 to 936 and encodes 311 amino acids. Gene Ontology annotation, biological process: G protein-coupled receptor signaling pathway. Lineage: Eukaryota; Metazoa; Chordata; Mammalia; Afrosoricida; Chrysochloridae. Gene Ontology annotation, cellular component: membrane. The transcript has a single exon. Gene Ontology annotation, molecular function: G protein-coupled receptor activity; olfactory receptor activity. The record is from RefSeq and is a predicted model, not a curated record.